Messenger RNA from Spirodela intermedia, 1301 nucleotides. NCBI's taxonomy places the organism in Eukaryota, Viridiplantae, Streptophyta, Magnoliopsida, Alismatales, Araceae. The record is from the annotation of a GenBank genome assembly.
AUGAGGAAUCGUGAGCUUGAGGAAGUCUGGUUUUGGUAGGAAAUCCGCAUCAAAUAUAGCCACAAACUCGUAUGCUUUGACAUAGUCACAGCUCAUAGCCGACUUCAGGUUCCCGGCUUUGUAUCCAGUUCUGACCAACCGAUGGCGAUAAACGAUGUUAAUUCCCCGUUGACUCCACAUGGCAACCUCCGCUCUGAUCAGAAGCAUGAUGGACUCGUCAUCGGAGUCGUCGAGGACUUGGAUUAGCAGCCUGUCUCUUGGCCAGUCAAGCUGGCAGACGGCGGAAAUGGAUUGUUCAUACACCUGCAGAAAUCCCGAUCAAAACAGGUAACUGUUAUAAUUACUAACUUCAUUCAAGAAGAACAGAAAUUAAAAUAAAUAACCUUUUUUUUUCUUUUUUUACCUCCCUCUCGUUGCACAUGGGAAUCUGAACGAGGACCAUGGGAUACCCAGAAGACGGAUCCUCCGUAUUGCCAUCUUUGAGAGAGUCACCCUGAAUCCUUGGCUUGAUCUUCUUCAGCUUGAUCCAGAGGCAGCCUAGACACAUGAUCAUCCGGUCCAGGGACUGGAUGAUGAACAGAAGAACGCAGAAGCUCGACAGGAGUCGAAUUGGACGAGCGAUGUAAUCCGACCGGAAGGAAAGCCAGGAGAGGUACGCCGCGUGCAUCCACCCUCUGAGUUCAGUAGUCUCCGGAAGGUGCAGAAGUGGAGUUUUGAAAUGCCAGCCAUUGGCGUAGGCGACGGUCUCGAAGAGUAGAGCCACCGUGGAGAUCGCCAGGAAGCCUCUGAUGAAGACGAAGAGCAACUUCCCCCGGCCUGCACGAUCGCUCUCCAUGGAGACCCCCUGCCGGAAUAUCAGGCGCUUCUUGACGGUGUUGAGGAGCGCCCAGAGGGCAGCGACCAACCAGGCGACACAGCCGACGGCCCUGUGCGCCCUGAGGAGCAAAACCCAGGUGAACUGUCGGGCAUUCUUCCCCCGUCCCCUCUCCACACCGCGGAAUGCCAAAGAGUCGGGGCCGUCGAUCUCGACGACUGAGUAAUUAGGGUUCUCCAUCGUCACGACCACUGGGGUGCCCUUCCUCGCCUCCUUCGCCAACCAGUCGGGGAAGCCAAUCCUCGGAGCCAUGUCCCAGCCGCCGCCGCCGCCGCCGCCGACGCUUAUGCACCGAGGUACAAAACUCCUGAAAUCCUCACAAUGUCGAAGAAUCCCCGGCUGCCCAGAUCCCAAAUUCGAAGGCGGCGAGCGAGAAAAGAGCCAAGAAUCCGAAUUCAGUCCGCAGGCAUUUACCCUCGAACGCUAG